CGGGGAAGCAGGAAGAUCAGAGUCGCUCUGCCUCUUGGUUUGUCCAACUGGCCUGUUGUUGGUGUUUCGCGACCGGGAAGAGCGCAGCGGGCAGCCUUCGACUCGACCAGUCACGGAUUGUGCCACAACGUCCCCGGUGUGUCCUCAGCGUACGCCGUCCGUCGAUAUUCAGCCUGUCCGCCCAAUCGAUAAUGCUAUCUGCCCCGCUGGCCAGGACCCUGUUCAUAACGGACUUGGCCGUGGGACGGGCCUUCGAUGAGACCAUCUGUUGGCCAUCUUCACGGCCACUUGAGAGCGUGUGUGGCUGUUUGGAAACCGCAGGCGGCCACACAGAGUCCAGCAACUACAACCGCUCCAGCUGCCAUGCAAGUAGAAAGACCAUCGUGACAUCUUCGUUGCCACCACAUGCAGUCCAAUCUUUUGCGCCCAAGGCGUCGAAAUCCCUAGGUACGCGGGCGUGCAGUGCCACUGUCACAUCUGAGCCUCGCUGCGACAUGUUGCGGACGCGCCGUCCGUCGCCCGCCGUUGAACAAGAGGCUGGCCUGCUGCACCACGGUGCGCCAAUCAUCCUCGCAAUCAACAAUAUGGCAGUUUGUCUUGUGAAUGACUGCUUGUCCGCCAGGCGUCUUUGCCCAUCAAUAGAAACAGUGCGUGAGACGAUAUCGAUGGAUUGCCAGAUGCAUCGGAUACAGCCAGACGGGCGACUCGCUGGGAAGCGCAUGCUGCACGAAGCCAACACCACCAACACCACCACCACCACCACCACCACCACCACUGCGCCCUCAUGCACGCAUGCCCGCGCUCUCUGCAAACUGCUGCUUGCUUCCAUCUGCCGGCCAGAACGACUUUUCCCCUAGGGUCUGCGAAGUGCGGGGGAACAUGGUUGAAAGUCGGCUCCUCUGAUGGUGAAACAAGGCCGCGACCAAGACGCUUGUCUCGUCGAGGGGCAAUUUUCGCUCCAAGGUUUACAAUAAGCGUCAAAGAUCCGCGGCGAAUCAAACUCUGUUGCAGAG
Molecule: messenger RNA, 1013 nt
Organism: Westerdykella ornata
Lineage: Eukaryota; Fungi; Ascomycota; Dothideomycetes; Pleosporales; Sporormiaceae
Exons: 1
Coding region: 192-857 (221 amino acids)
Source: RefSeq, a predicted model, not a curated record